AUGAUCAAUACUUUUUUAAAAAACAAGAACAUUCACUUGAAGCUUCAACAACAUCACCAUCAAUCGCCAGGGUUAGGUCUCCUUACUCUCCCUAACCAUGAUGAACAACCCAAGAGGUCUCCCAAUGUUGUGGAAUCAGCCAUGUUGAUGAACCAUCAUUAUUAUUCUUCUCCAUCCACCGCCAUUGGAUUUGAUGACAAUGGAAUGACGUCAUGCACAGAAAGUCUUGGAUUCGAGAGUUCAAACGUGAGGCGCCUCAUCUGUGAUCAUCAACAGGAACAAGAAUUGAUCCAUGACGAGAAUCAUGAUGCUGAUGUUUCGGAUUGGAGGAGAAAUAAUAUGGACCGGAAAGAGAGCCGAAGGGGGAGGAAUUCGAAGGUGAGUAGGUCGUUUCCACCGCCUUUGACGUCACUGAACCGCAACGGACAGCCGAGUUUCUUUCUCCGUCCCGCGAGGAAGGACGGCAGGUUAGAACUCACACAAGUUAGAAUUCAACGGCAGGAGAUCCUUCACGCAUGUCGGCAGGAUGGACGGUUGAUAUUACACCUCAUCCCUGACCGUACUCUCUUUGAAGAAGAACAAGAACAAGCCGCAUAUGAUGCUGCUUAUCACGACGAAGACGAAGACGAAGACGAAUACGAACAUGCUGCUUAUCACGAAGAAGACGAAGCUGUUUAUUACGACGAAGACGAAGACGAAGACGAAGACAAAGACGAAGACGAAGACGAAGACAAAGACGAAGACAAAGACGAAGAGCAAGAGGAAUAUGAAUAUGAACAUGAACAUGAAGUAAUAAUUGCAAAUGGAAAAGAUGAUCAACGGAGUAGAUAUGGAAAUGAGUUGAGGAGGUGUCACGAGAUGGUGAAUAUGAACGUGAACAUGAAUAUGAAUCACCAUCAUGAUCACCGACAUCAACACCUGCAACUGUGUGGAAUAAGCAUUGUGUGA
This is a messenger RNA of Arachis stenosperma, 948 nucleotides long. Its product is annotated as protein FANTASTIC FOUR 1-like. Bases 1 to 948 code for a protein of 315 amino acids. The record is from RefSeq and is a predicted model, not a curated record. The transcript has a single exon. Lineage: Eukaryota; Viridiplantae; Streptophyta; Magnoliopsida; Fabales; Fabaceae.